Parastagonospora nodorum SN15 is the source of this 1134-nucleotide messenger RNA. RefSeq lists its product as hypothetical. The record is from RefSeq and is a predicted model, not a curated record. The coding region runs from base 1 to 1134 and encodes 377 amino acids. The transcript has 10 exons. Gene Ontology annotation, cellular component: membrane. NCBI's taxonomy places the organism in Eukaryota, Fungi, Ascomycota, Dothideomycetes, Pleosporales, Phaeosphaeriaceae. Gene Ontology annotation, molecular function: transmembrane transporter activity. Gene Ontology annotation, biological process: transmembrane transport.
AUGCACCAUGACGGUGAGGAGGAAGUCAUCGAAACCCCCGCCUCAAAAGAAGCCAACAUCGCGCGUUCUGGAACAAGUCAACGCAGGCGCUCGCACGAUAGCCGAAGUCUGAAAAUAACAAGGUCACACCAAUCCCGAGGCGGAGGAGACGGCUAUACGUGUUUCGACACGGAUCCAGAAAGCCCUCGACCGACCAAACCCGGUGGCCAGCAGCCAUACACCGUGACCUGGGAUGGCGACGCGGACCCGGAAAACCCGCGCUCAAUGACUUGUACGAGUUCGUUGUACACUUCGACCUACUCCCAGCUCGAACCUGAGUUCGGCUCUUCCCGCCUUGUAUGUACGCUGGGCUUGUCGCUUUUCGUGGCCGGCCUGGGUACUGGGCCCAUGGUGUUGAGUCCGUUGUCCGAGUUCUAUGGGCGGAGACCCAUCUACCUAUGCUCAUUCGCUUUCUUCUUGAUCUGGAUGUUUCCGUGCGCGUUCGCGAAUAACAUCCAAACUAUGCUGAUUGCCAGGUUCUUGGACGGUCUCGCGGGAUCAGCGUUCCUCAGUGUUGCUGGAGGCACUGUCGGUGACAUGUUUGCGAAGCAUGAACUUUCUGCACCUAUGAUGGUUUACACUGCAUCACCAUUUGUGGGCCCUGAAGUCGGACCGCUCAUUGGCGGCUAUAUCGUUGAGAAUACCACAUGGAGAUGGUGCUUUUACCUGCUCCUUCUUCGCAGGAAAGCAAUUCGAUUGCGAAAAGAAACCGGAAACACAGAGUGGAUAGCGCCUAUUGAGAAGAUGGACCGAUCAAUUGCCCGAACGGUACUUUGGUCAUGCAUACGACCUUUUGAGCUUUUGUUCUUCGAGCCAAUGACUGGGCUUGCCUUCCUAGGGCUUCUCGUAGGUAGCGAUCCAAUCUGGAGAAGAGUCUAUGGAAGGCUUGUGCGGCGGCGCGAGGAGCAAGGAGGAGAAUUUGGCGCUUCUGAGCCAGAGGAUCGCCUGCCGUCAACAAUUCUCGGCGCUUGGGUUAUUCCCAUCGCUCUUUUCGGCUUUGGGUGGACCACGUACUCGAGCGUCCACUGGAUAGGUACACAGCAGCGUGUCUUUGAGCCGAAAUCAUGGCUGAUCAUUGCACGACAGUUCCAAUAA